Messenger RNA from Aspergillus uvarum CBS 121591, 1894 nucleotides. RefSeq names its product cytochrome P450. Gene Ontology annotation, molecular function: oxidoreductase activity, acting on paired donors, with incorporation or reduction of molecular oxygen, reduced flavin or flavoprotein as one donor, and incorporation of one atom of oxygen; iron ion binding; heme binding. The coding region runs from base 31 to 1695 and encodes 554 amino acids. The transcript is spliced from 2 exons. Lineage: Eukaryota; Fungi; Ascomycota; Eurotiomycetes; Eurotiales; Aspergillaceae. The record is from RefSeq and is a predicted model, not a curated record.
UUUUGUUAACGACUGCAUUCCUCAGUGAACAUGGAGGACAUUGUGAACAGGCUCUAUGCCUUCGAUUGGAGGUCAUUGUCUCUUGGUUCCGUUCCAGCUCCAACUCCAGCUCCUGCCCCUCAGUCAUCUGCCGUCCAACGUCUCAUAGCAUGGUGGGAUCAGUCCAAAGACAGUAUGCAGCAGUACUCAGUGGCGUCUGUCGCCAUAGUGGGGUUCACUGCUCUACUCGUCAGCGUGGCUUUGUAUCGUGCACUUUUCUCGCAGCGUCAACGCCAUGAUCCUUUGAAUCAGGGCUGCCAGCCUCUACGCAUGUACCCGCACAAAGACCGGAUUUUCGGUCUCGACUUUGUCUAUCAGAAUGUGACUACCUUCCGUCGCCACAAGUACCUGGAGACCCUGAAGAACCGUUACCAAACCUUGGGGACCACCUACGGGGUGCGUGUCUUCAACCGUCGAGGCAUUCUCACGUCCGACCCCGAAAACAUCAAGACAAUCCUGUCGACGCGAUUCAAAGACUACUCCCUUGGCAAUCGUGUCCCUAUAAUGGGCCCGCUGCUGGGACGCGGGAUCUUCGUCAGUGACGGGCAGGACUGGUCGCACUCGCGGGCCUUGCUCCGCCCCAACUUCGUCAAGGAGCAGGUGGCCGACCUGCAGAUGAUCGAAACGCAUCUGGCGCAGCUGCUGAAGCUUAUCCCAUCCGACGGCCGAACCGUCGUCGAGCUGCAAGACCUCUUUCUCCGGUUCACCUUGGACUCGGCGACCGACUUCCUCUUCGGCCACUCUCUCCAUACCCUCAGCCGCGGGACAGCCAAAGACCAGCAAUUCGGGCAGGCCUUCGCCCUUGCGCUGGACGACAUUGCCCUCCAAUUCCGCCUGGGUCCAUGGCGCGCGCUUCGCCGGCCCAACAAGGAUGCGCUGGCAGCGUAUGAAAUCUGCCGAGGAUAUGUGGAAGGCUUCGUGGCGGAUGCCAUCGCCUAUCGCCAAGGGAAAGCGAGUUCGGCUGGUGAUAAAAACACCUCAGACCGUAGCUAUUUCCUGAAGGAGCUGGCGCAAGCCACCGACGACCGGGAUCGAAUCCGCGAUGAAUUGCUGAACAUCCUCAUCGCCGGUCGAGACACCACGGCGAGUCUGCUGGGGAGUCUGUUUUACGUGCUCGCCCGCCACCCCGAGGUGUGGCAGAAGCUCCGCAGUGAGGUCGCGACUCAAUUGCAGGGGGCAGCUCCCAACUACGAGCAACUCCGCAAUCUCCAGUACACGCGGUACUGCAUCAAUGAGACCCUGCGGCUGUAUCCGCCCGUUCCCAACAAUACAAAGAUGGCUGUCUGUGACACGAUCCUUCCGCGGGGCGGGGGCCUCAAGGGGGAUGCCCCCGUGUUUGUCCCCAAGGGUUGCACCAUGAUCUACACGGUGUAUGCCAUGCAUCGUCGAACAGAUCUGUUCGGCCCUGACGCUGAGGAAUUCCGCCCUGAACGAUGGGUCACGCAAAGAUUCUCCUGGGAAUUUCUCCCUUUCAACGGGGGGCCGCGGAUUUGUCUCGGGCAACAAUAUGCGUUGACGGAGGCGAUGUACGUCCUGGUCCGGUUCGCGCAAACAUUUCAGACGAUCGAGGCCCAGGAUCCUGCUCCCUGGACCGAGCAGCUUACUCUCACCCUCUCAUCCAGCAAUGGCGUCAAGGUUAGAUUGAAGGGGGCCUGAUUGUCUUCCAGGUAGUGUUAGGCUAGACUUUACGCGUGUUCGAGGAUGGAGUGUAGCCUACGCAUCUCAGAGAUGUUUCAAUGCAUCCUGUAAGCCAAUGGAAGUAAUUACUGUUUCGUCUUACACUUGCUUCCAUGUUAGAAAUCACGAUCGUGGAGGGUCGAAGGUAGUGGGCAUAAGCACUAGUAGUGUCGGUGUC